GGCGAUUGUCAGUUGUUCGGAAACCGCGCGCCGCCGACGUUCGUUUGUUUAAACAUUACGCGAUCGCAGGUAGCCCAGAAAGAUAGAAAAAUCACAAAAAAGUAUAGAAAGCUCUAAAAAUCGAAUAAAAAAACUCGAGUGAUAUGAAAUGUUCGAUAGUUGCCAACUAAUAAAUGGCAGUGGACCUAAAUGUGCCGACGUAGCGGAAAAACUAGUGCAACUGUUCGGUUGGAGACAGACUUACAAUGUGGAAAAACUGCAAAGAAAUGUACCGGGUGGAUCAACUACCAGGAUAUCCAUCACUAGGACCGGUCUGGUGAAACCUAACAACGAAAAUGACCAAAAAAAGAAUCCUGAUGCUUGGGUAUCAGUACACAACCUCCAGUCCCAAGGAGGAGGUAUUCUGGACCCAGACGACAGACUCAGCGAUGUAGCUGACGAUAGGGAACAAAUUCUAGCAAGCUUUGAAGAUGGUGAAGGUUCCCACGUCCACCACGGCGGAGGAGAUGGCGCUAGCGGCAGCUCGGUGGGCACAGGCAGUCCUGACAUCUUCAACGACGGCGAACACAAAUACGGACCUUCAUACCCUCGCACAGACAUCGAAGUGACAGGAGAACAGAUAGCGUCGGGAGUACCCUCGCUCCAAGUGCGCAGAGGCAGCGAACCUACCCUCAACCAACUACCUGUAGGUCCUCCCGCUCCAUCAGACCACACCAAGCGAUGGAGUGCUGCUCCCCUUAUUUUGGAGCCUCCCAGUUCAGGCUAUGCUAGUCCAGACUGGAUGGAGGACUGUGGGGAUGAUAAUGAGGGAGGUACGGGGUUCAGGAGAGUGGCCAGGGACGGGAGCAAUAGGUUGUCGAUGCAGUUUCUGGGAGACGGACCUGGUUACAGAUGGGCAGAAGCUGCAGAAAGAGCAGCUAAUACCAGAUCUCACGCCAGCACUUCACUACCUAGAGAAACCAGAAGAAAGGAACCACUGGGUCAAGCUAACAACAGUCCAAUGCCUUGGAGUGCCGAUAAAACAGAGCUCAUUGUGAUUAGAAAUCAACCUGGACAUUUAGGUAUACACGUAGUACCUGACUAUGAUGGUUCGGGGAAAGACCGCGGAUUGCUUGUUCAAGGUAUUGAACCAGGAGGUAGAAUAGAUAGAGAUGGUAGACUAGCUAUUUAUGAUAGAAUAGUAGAAAUCAACGGACAAAAUUUAAUAAACAUUCCAUUUCAAAGGGUACAAGAAAUUUUUAAAUUGUCUCUUAUCUCUCCAGAACUAAGACUAAAAGUUAUUAAGGCUUCCGGUUUAGAAAGCUUAAGAAAACCUCUUUAUUCCCGCUUUUCCGAUGACAAAGAAAACGCUGGAAUGGUGGAGUGUGAACAAAAACAGAGUACAAACACUAAAGUAGCUACAGUAUCGCCAACCAAAAAAGUGCCAGCUGUUUCAAAGAAUUUGAAAGGUUUACUGACAGCUAAUACAAGGAAAAUUGGUAAAAAGAUCGAUAUAGAGUUGAUAAAGGGUCCCAGAGGGCUUGGGUUCAGUAUUACAACCAGGGAUAACCCUGCAGGUGGUAAUUGUCCUAUUUACAUCAAAAAUAUCAUUCCUGAGGGGGCAGCUGUCGAAGAUGGCCGCUUAAAAAUAGGGGACAGGCUGCUACAAGUGAACGAGGAAGAAAUGACGGGAAAAACACAAGCCGAGGCGGUGGCCAUCUUGCGAAAAGUCCCUCCAGGUAGUAAAGUAAAAAUCGUAGUGUCUAGGCAAGAAGAUGUUGCAGCCAAUGGCAAUUCAUUGCCUCGUGUCAUUGGUAUAGAAGAGACGGAAGAAAAAGACGAACCGAUGACGUUUAAUGGUACGGACCAUGGACACGCCCCAAACAUUCCUCCGUUACCACAGAGCCAUCUGCAGGCGUUGCACCAAAACAGGACACCAGAACGACUGGUUGCUUCUUCUGUAGCCAAAAUCGUGUCACAGUUUCAAGAAGCAGCGAACAACAGCCAUCCUCCAGAAAAAUUAGAUGGUUCUAUGGUAUUCCCAUGGAAGCAUAGAGAAAUUCUUACCCUCAACAUUCCAGUGCACGAUUCUGAGAAGGCGGGGCUUGGAAUUAGCGUAAAAGGCAAAACAAGUGAAUCGGGUGAUCUUGGCAUAUUCAUCAAAAGCGUUAUCAACGGUGGAGCGGCUUCCAGAGACAAAAGGCUGAAGACCAACGAUCAACUGUUGAACGUGAACGGCAUUUCCUUAUUGCAACAGUCAAACAGCGACGCCAUGGAGACGCUGAGGAAAGCUAUGCUUCACACUGAAGGCCCCGUGCCUGGCAACAUAACCUUGACUAUAGCCAGGAGAGCGUCCUCUCCUGGUGCUAGUAGGAACAGGUCCAACGAGAGCUUGCUCAAUAAUUCGCAGGAGUUGUGCAAUUCUCAGGAAAACUCGGCAGAGCCUUCCAGUGAGAAAUCCAACUCAAACACUUCAAACGGAUCUACCAACACUGUCAUCUACAAUCCGCAUCAAAAUGGCAUGAUUAACACCCAACUCAGUCCGAUGCAUACGUGGAAUCCCGUCUUGGAAAGACUUACAGGUAAGCCUCAGCUAAGAAACGAGAGUUACUACAAAGCCACGCACGACACGUGGUCAGGAAGCAUGCUAGCCAACAACAGCACUUUCGGAAACGUCAGCACAGCCGAACCGGUCCUAAUAGAAGACGAGUAUGGUUCCAGAAUGGUUCCUUUACAAAACCAACACCAAAUCAAUGUACAUGUGACCAACAAAAUGUCACACAUCAGUGGCGUACCUGAGAACAGGAAAGAUCAUGAACCAGAUGGAAAGGCUAACUUGACGGGUAGUAUUGGGGAUAAAAGUACCGACACUUCAUCGCAGACGACAAUCCAGACCACAGAUGCCACAUACGCUAGUCAGCUGAGCUUAGAAAAUCCACAGGGUUUUUCAAGAGACGCUUUCGGUAGACAAAGCAUGUCGGAAAAACGCCACGCCACCCUAGAUGCGAAAAGCACGGACACCUACCAAAGGACAAAGAAAAUGCGCGAAGAAAGGACCAAAAAAGACACUAGUAUAGUCAGAGUCGGUUCGGUGGAGUCGGUCAUAAGUGUUAAUAGGUCUGCAGAACAUCCCGAAUAUGCUGAUAAAGUGGGUGAAUUAGGUCCAUCUCUAGGCAUGAAGAAGUCUUCCAGUUUGGAGUCGCUACAAACCAUGGUUCAAGAGCUCCAGAUGCAGGAGGAAGGUGAUCCUGCUUACAGUUACAGAGGUCCAUCGGGAGGUCUGAAGGUUAUCAGAGGUAGAGGCUGUGAGGAGAGUUUUAGGGCUGCUGUAGUUGAUCCUAAUCAUCGAAGCGAGAUAGGGGCCAAAAAACACUGGUUGUUGGACGGUCCAGUGGAGGAGAGAGAAAUAGACGGCUUUACCAAUGCCAGGGGCGCGCCGAGACAAUCGUCAUUAAACGCCGCUUUGGACAGCAAAAAUAAAUCGGGAAAAAAGAAGCCAGGCCUGUUUAAAGGCAUUGGCUCCAUGUUUAGGUUCGGAAAACAUCGUAAAAACGAGCUGGUUGAACCUGUUCAACAGUACAUUCAGACCAACGAGUUUGACGUGGCUAAUUCUUCACAGAAUCAGUCGAUAAACGAAGACAAUCAGUCACAGGCUUCGCAUAAUACCAGCGAAAAUGCUCAACAAAAACCAGCUGACAAUAGACAACAAGAACCACCACCACCACAGCAACACCAAGAGCAGAACAGCCAGUGCCAACAAGCGCCCAGAGAACCGAUAUACCAAAGACAUCACGGCUUCGUUCACAGGCACGCCGAGCAGGUGCAGGUGAUUCCCGAGAACGCCGUGGCGCCCCCUGUGAAGUACCGGCAGAAUUCCGACCCCAGGCGGAACGAGAGAGAACUACAAAGACAGAGGCUGGCCCAGAGACACACUUACUACCAGGCCGAUGACAGGGGCGAGCCUGUAUACGACCAAAGACAUAACAUGCAGAGAUCAGAUCAGCAACAUCAACACAGGGAACCACAGUAUGGAGAAUUUGGUAGGCCUGGUAGUAGGUCUGGAAUCACUGAGUCAGUACCUUUUACUCACUACGUCAACUACAACGAACUCCAAACUCACAUCAGCCGCAAAGAGUCUCUGUCUGACAGUCAGAUAGUGCAAAUGCGCCUGCAGGUCCAACAGCAAAGGUUAAAGGUGGAGGAAGAGAGCCGGAAACAACACCAGUACCAUUCCCAACGCCAAACGCGUACCGAUAACCAACUAAGGCCUAUUUCCAACUACUACGAGUACGAGAGCGUUCAAUCGGUCCUAAACAACCGGCAAAUUCGCCCCAAUAACAACAGCAAUAACAAUCCCCCCUCCCAUCAGCAUCAGAACUCGCUACCGCAACCUCCCCACGUUUAUGACGUCAAUAUGAACCCGUCUGCGAGUCAAACUAGGCAACCUAGGCAACAGUUACCCCAGCAACACCCAGGGAGGAGUAACAUAACUAGGCAAGGGUCUCAGCCUCAUAGGGGACCGUUUGUGACGCACGUAACGAUAGGGGAACAUCAAAAGAACGGGACCAAAGUGUGAGAUAUUAUGCAUUAUGUACAGUGCUUUUGGUUUAACUGAGAACAUAGGAUUUGUAACAGAAUAAUGCUGGUCUAUAUUCAUUUCUAAUGUGCGAAUAUAGUCUAAUUUGAAUCCUAUGUUCUCUUCUGAGAACAUAGGUUUUGUAAAACAUAGAUGUUAUGAACAUAAAUCCUAUGUUCAUUUUUUGUGAGACAAUAAUCAAGUCUAUGGGCAUAACCAAAUGUGAAUCGUGUGUUUAUUAAAUUUAUGUGAACAUAGGAUUCGCGCAUAAUGAUAUGAUUUGUAAUUCAAUAAUGCAUUCUCUUCUAAUGCUUGAAUAUAUCCAAAACUAAAUCCUAUGUUAGCUUCUGAGAACAUAGGUUUUAUAAAAACUAUAUAUUGUGUUUUUGAAACAAUUGUCUCCAAAUAUUCAUUCAUUCAUGUAAUGUAAAUCCUAUGUUCAUUAAAGCUGUGUGAACAUUGGAUUCACAGCAUAAUCCUACCACUAAUGUGAACAUAGGAUUGUAAGACAAUAUGUUCCUAUGUUCGUUCUAGGGGAUAUAGGAUAUUGCUGUGUAUGUUUCAGCGAAGAUAGGAUAUAUUAUUUUUCUUCUAUGCUUAUUUUUAGAAUAAACGAGUCUUCGCACCUUGAAAUAUAACAUAAAUGAAAUAUUAUGUUCAUAGUUAAAUUAAAAGUACUGUAACGAUUUUUUGUAUGUCGGGUUAUACUAGCUGUGCUUUAUCGACCCUAUGAUCGAAUUAAUUUGUGAUUAAGUGGACUUUUGUAUAUUUUAUUCCAGAUCUUUUAUAUUUUCUCUGUUUAUAAAAGGAAACAGAACAAAUUAAGAAAGAUAGAACAUUGUAUUUUAUUAUUUUUUUUAGAUUUUAAAUCUAACAGUGAUUGACUUAAAAUUUAGUCAUAAACUUAAAUGAAAAUAAUCUCCCAAGAUGUAAUUAUAAAUUAAUUCGUUUUUAGGGUUUUUUUAAUCGACGAAUCAACAUAAUUUUAGGUUUAAUUUUUAUUUUAGCGUGUAUUACAAGUCUGUGAUUGUUUUAACGGUCUUAUAUGUUUUUAUAUACUUCGAAAUUCGAUUUUAAUCAAUAUAUUAUAUAUAUUUUUAGUUUUAAAAUUUUACAUUUUAUCUAGUAUAACCUUUUUUUUAUCAAUUCGUAACGAUGUGCUCACUGUGUACUUAUUCCAAGACUAUAAUUAAUUUUUAAGAAAAAUUUCCAUGUGUAAAUAAAUAAAAUAAAGUAUAUUUAAUGUAUAUGCGUCAUUAGACGGGAUAUGGUUUUACGCCAUCCAUAUAUUAAGCGAUUUUAUUUCUGUAAAUAUAGACUAUUUUAUAUUGUACAUAGCUAGAUAGAACUUUAUAUUUGUAAAAUCAAAAUACAUUUUUAUUAUACCAAG
Molecule: messenger RNA, 5945 nt
Organism: Sitophilus oryzae (rice weevil)
Lineage: Eukaryota; Metazoa; Arthropoda; Insecta; Coleoptera; Curculionidae
Product: partitioning defective 3 homolog
Biological process (GO): establishment of cell polarity; intracellular protein localization; microtubule cytoskeleton organization
Cellular component (GO): apical junction complex; cell cortex; apical plasma membrane
Molecular function (GO): phosphatidylinositol binding; protein binding
Source: RefSeq, a predicted model, not a curated record